AUGUUUCCUCCACUGUUCAAGUUAACGUUGAUCACGAAGAAACUCACUUCUCCGCCUGCGCAAGAAGAUGCCAACUGUCUUUCCGGGUGGAUUGCGGUCGACCCUCAGGGACACCCCAAAAGGGAGCCCAUCCAGUGGCCGCUCUUCGGAGGCUUUAUCAUUCAACAGCCAUCCAUCGCUGUUUCUAGGGAAGCAUAUUCUGAUGCGCCAGCAAGUAACGGUGGACAGAGUCGUCACUGGUGCAGUGUGUCUUAUCUUCACACACGGAUUGCAGCAGUCCAGGCGCAAGAAUCAAAGAAGAGUGUUCCCCAACUUACGUGCAAUAAUGACGUUAAUUGGCACGCCGACGGACUCGAGCCGCUGCUGUUCAGUUAUCAGAUCGUCCCCUUCCGACCCUUCCCAACUGCUACAAUGUCUGCCGUCGAGUUCAAGGGUUACGCAUUGACCGAUACGAAGAAAUGGAGCGAUCUCAAAGUCGUUGAGUUCAAGCCCAAAACCUUCCUGGAGGACGACGUCGAGCUCCGGAUUACCCACUGCGGCGUCUGCGAUUCAGACGUCCACACACUGUCGCAGGGUUGGGGUGAGACUACCAACCUGCCGUUGAUUGUUGGCCACGAAAUCGUUGGUGUUGUCAUCCGGGUGGGCUCCAACGUCACCGAGUUCAAGCCUGGCGAGCGUGUCGGUAUCGGUGCUCAGAUCGGCAGCUGCAUGAAAUGCCAGCGAUGCAAGCAUGACCAGGAGAACUACUGUCGCGAGAUCAUUUACACAUAUAAUGCGUCCUAUCCCGACGGAGUUGCUACGCAAGGUGGCUACUCGACAGCAAUCCGUGCCCACCAGCAAUUUGUCUUCGCGAUCCCUGACGCUCUUGAGUCUCGCUAUGCUGCGUCAAUGCUGUGCGCUGGUCUUACCAUGUUUGCGCCGCUGAAGCUAAACGGUGCCGGCCCUGGCAAAAAGGUCGGUAUCGUCGGUAUUGGUGGCCUCGGACAUUACGGCAUCCUAUUCGCGAAAGCACUGGGUGCGGGAGUUUAUGCGUUCACGCACAGCCCGAGCAAAAUAGAAGAUGCGAAAAAGAUGGGCGCUGACCAUGUCAUCGAUACUGGGGCUAGUGACUUCCACGAGCCCCUUUAUGGUGAACUCGACCUCAUCGUCACCACACUCGACAACUUCAGCCCUGACAGGCCGCUACAAACGUACACAUCCAUGCUUCGCGUAUUUGGCAAGCUUGUCAACGUCGGAGUUCCGGACGCAGACAACUUGCUUCCCCCCAUGCACGCCAUGAGCCUCUGCUUCAACGGCGCGUUCUUCAGCGGCUCGCACCUCGGCUCGAAGGUUGACUGCAAUGACAUGCUCAAGCUCGCGGCGGAGAAAGGGGUGAAGCCCUGGAUUCAGGAGCUACCUAUGAGUUAG
Molecule: messenger RNA, 1407 nt
Organism: Sparassis crispa
Lineage: Eukaryota; Fungi; Basidiomycota; Agaricomycetes; Polyporales; Sparassidaceae
Product: NADP-dependent alcohol dehydrogenase 6
Exons: 11
Coding region: 1-1407 (468 amino acids)
Biological process (GO): alcohol metabolic process
Molecular function (GO): alcohol dehydrogenase (NADP+) activity; zinc ion binding
Source: RefSeq, a predicted model, not a curated record